Molecule: messenger RNA, 10577 nt
Organism: Harpegnathos saltator (Jerdon's jumping ant)
Lineage: Eukaryota; Metazoa; Arthropoda; Insecta; Hymenoptera; Formicidae
Product: IGF-II mRNA-binding protein
Exons: 7
Coding region: 205-2154 (649 amino acids)
Molecular function (GO): RNA binding
Source: RefSeq, a predicted model, not a curated record
CGAGAUUUGCGUGCGGCCUGUCGACGAACGAUCCAGUCGCUAAGUGACAACAUCGCGAACCAAUGUAAACAAUCGACGACUUCUCGCUAGGUUACGGCUCGCGCAGCUUUCAAAGUUUAUUAGUUAUUAUGGCUGAGAUCUUGCCUACCCCACUGCCGCGUGUAAUCCUGUUAAUCGGGAGUUGCGCUCGAGUCUGGCACUUACAUGGUCAAUCUCUUCGUUCGCUUACAGUCAUUACUUCUCUCGGAUCAUUCCAAUCUAGGCAGCAAAAUGAAUGGACGCGUCGAUUCCGAUGAGUAUGAGAGCAUUAGCAGCAGCGGCACCGCCAAGAUCUUAGUGAGCAAUUUGCCGCCCCAGGUCCGAUUGGAGGAUCUCGAUCAGCUCUUCUCCAACUACGGCCAGAUACAGCACAGCGAGAAAGUGCCGACGCGAGACUCCAAUACGCAGACCGUUUUCGUCAUCUAUGAGACGCAAGACCAGGCACAACAAGCUUUGAGCCAGUUGAAUGGAUACAAUUACGAGGGCCACACGUUGAAAGUGGAGAUGUCAUCGGCGGAGAGCCGGCGAAGAGGCCGCAGCCAACGCAGCGGCGGCGUCGCCUUCUCCGGUUUGCCGGGUUCCGGACGACAGACCGAUUUUCCGCUACGCAUCCUCGUCCAGUCGGAUAUGGUUGGUGCGAUAAUUGGUCGUCAGGGCUCUACUAUACGACAGAUCACUCAAGUGUCGCGUGCCCGUGUCGACGUGCAUCGCAAGGACAACGUCGGCUCGUUGGAGAAGGCCAUUACCAUUUACGGCAACCCAGACAACUGUACCAACGCUUGCAAGAAGAUCUUGGAGGUGAUGCAGCAAGAAGCGAACAACACGAACAAAGGGUACGACGAAGGAUCGAAUUCUGACGAUCACGGAGCCGUGAAUUCCUAUGAGAUUACCCUCAAGAUCUUAGCGCACAACAAUCUCAUCGGGCGAAUUAUCGGCAAGGGUGGAAACACAAUCAAGAGAAUCAUGCAGGACACUGACACGAAGAUCACUGUCAGCAGCAUCAACGACAUUAACAGCUUCAAUCUGGAGCGUAUAAUCACUGUUAAGGGCACAAUCGAGAACAUGAGCAAGGCCGAGUCCAUGAUCUCCAGCAAACUGCGCCAAAGUUACGAGAACGACCUGCAAGCCAUGGCCCCCCAAAGUAUGAUGUUCCCCGGCUUGCAUCCUAUGGCUAUGAUGUCGACCGCCGGUAUGGGCUACAGUUCCCGUGGGCCCGGUCUUUACGGUUCUGGGCCAGCGCCGUACCCUUAUCAAAGCAGUCUGCAGACUCAGCAGGGAGUUCCUGCCAGUGACACUCAGGAGACAACUUUCCUUUACAUUCCUAACAACAGUGUCGGCGCCAUUAUCGGCACGAAGGGCUCGCACAUACGCAACAUCAUUAGGUUCUCCGGCGCUAGCGUGAAGAUCGCACCCCUCGAGCAAGACAAGCCGGCCGAGCAGCAGACCGAGAGAAAGGUCACUAUCGUGGGAUCGCCAGAGUCUCAGUGGAAGGCUCAGUACUUGAUCUUUGAGAAGAUGCGCGAAGAAGGGUAUGUUUCUGGUACGGAGGACGUAAGAUUGACCAUUGAAAUUCUCGUGCCCAGCGCCCAAGUUGGCAGAAUCAUUGGUAAAGGCGGACAGAAUGUUCGGGAAUUACAGCGUGUGACUGGGAGCGUCAUUAAACUGUCGGAGCAACAGGCCACUCCUCCCUCAGCUGACGAGGAGACCACCGUCCAUAUCAUCGGCCCGUUUUUCAGCGUUCAGUCGGCACAGAGAAGAAUCCGAGCAAUGGUCCUGCAGUCGGGUGCUCCCGGCGGAAGCGGCGCCGCUGGCUCGCGUGCUGGUCGUGGCAGUAGCCAAGAAGGUGCUUCCCGUUCACGACGAGACGGCAGUGCCACCUCUCAGGGCGGCACGCCCUCGCAGUCGCAGGCCAGCACUCAGCAGCCACAAGCGAGCGGCUCUCCAUCUAGCCAGGAACAGCAGCCGCAGCAACAGCAACAGCAGCAGCCGCAGCCGCAGCCGCAGCCACAGCCGCAGCAAUCACCGUCGCAGCAACAACCGUCGCAGCAACAGCCGUCGCAGCAACAGCCGCAGCAACAGUCGCCGGCACAGCCGCCGGCGCAGACGCCUCAGUAACGUUGAUGACCGACGCCGACCGACGCCAACCGACGCCACACACGCCUGUCCGUUUUAUUCGCCGGAGUGGCCUCGUCGUCGCCUUGACAUUCUCUCUCGUCGAGAGGCUGAGCUUAUCGCACACCACCACCACCUCCUCUUCUCGCGGGGUGCGCUCUAUUCCCCCGACCUUGCUCCUAAUCAGGGGAGGGUUCGAACGAGAGAGAGAGAGAGAGAGAGAGAGAGAGAGAGAGAGUGCGCGGAGCGCAGAUCGCGAUGGGAAGACGCGCGCGCACGACAACGUUCUGUGAAUUAACUCCUCGCGCUCGAUGUUCGAGUAAUAAAGGAAUGAAAAAGAGAACGAAGGAGAGGUUUUACACCGCGCGCAGAGUGAAUUGACGAGGUUCUUCGAUCUUAGCUGUGCGAAUUUAUUCCGAGAGUUUCGGCCCGCCCGCGGUCAGCGGCCUUCCUAUGUGAGCCUUCCUACCGGUGAUCGUCAAUUCUUAGGAACGACUCGAGGCUUCUGAAUAACGAAUCAUGAAUCGACCAAAUGGAACUCUUAGGAGUUAAUUCGUACAGCUAUGACAGAGAGAGAGAGAGAGAGAGAGAGAGAGAGAGAGAGAGAGAGAGAGAGAGAGAGAGAGAGAGAGAGAGAGAGAGAGAGAGAGAGAGAGAAAGAGACAGACGGAUAGAUAGAAACGAUCUAGCGCCGAGAGUUUAUUCGCAGAACUCGAACGAGGUCUUUGAUUCUGAAGAGAGAAUUCAAGGGCUUGAUUAGAAGAGUUAAUUUAAAGAGUCCAACGGUGCGCCGGGCCCUCUGUUUGGCUUGACUCGCUGCGCGUCCGCCGCGAUCGACCCUGUUUACCAACUCGCGCGCGUGCGCAUUAUCAGCGACGUUAUCCGCCACGUGGUAAAUGCACUCCGAAUUCGCUAAUCGGAAUGCGAGAUCUGUGGUCGAUUCAUCGUGAUUACGGUCGAUCGUGCGGUCGUUAGGUUAAUGUUAGGUCGCGAAGUCGGACUCGCGACUCUCACGGGGAGAAAGAGAAGGAUAAGAGAAACACGAAAUGAAUAGAAAGACAGACAAACCGAUUAUAGGGAGGAAGUUGUUGUUUCGCCAUGGUGCCAAACGGAGGUACGCCCGGUGAAAAUUAUCUGUCCUAUUCAGACAGAUAAAAAAAGCAAAAAGAAAAAAGAAGAAAAACACAAAACAGCGCUUUGAAUACUCGAUUGUUCUCGUCGGCGAGGACCAGCGUCGUUUGCCUCUUCGCUCUGCGCACUGCGUCUCCAAGCCCUCCCCCUGCCCCCCUUCACACAUACACACAAACCCCGCGCAGGCGACUCGCGCGUUCGCGUUCCGCACCCCGCGACAGCGACGAAGCGACAGGCGCGCGACCUGAUUUCACAGCGCUAACGAAACCGCCGCCGCCGAUGAAAUAGGAUAAGACGACGAGAACAAACUGAUAAAGAAAGAGGAUAAAAUGGAUGAAAUCACACAUACACACAACCUUAUUACCUCAUUGCAUUACGGUUAAAGAUUUAAUAACGAUAGAAGAAAUGAAACGCGCGAUAAACCGAUUAAUCUAAAAAAAAAAAAAGAAGUCUAUAUAAUAUUAAAGUUAUUAAUAAUAUACACAAAGAAGUUUAGUAACAAUUACGUUACGUAAUAUGGUUAUAUUACGUUAUACUUGUUACUACUGCAACUACUACUACCAUUAAUACUAUUAUUAUUAUCUACUAUUACUCUAUUAUCGCUAUAUACUAUUUACUUACUUAUUAUAUAGUACACCACAGGAGGAAAGCGGUUUUUCUUAACAAAAAAAAGCAACAAAAAAACACAAGCUAGGUGCAGUUUUUUAUACCGGAUUUCAGAGAGACACUGGACGAUUAAUACGAAUAAAUUGAAAUAAUAUUUCGAGACCGUGAAAACCGCGCGGAAACGGCGCGUCCGUUUCUCGGUCGUUAGACCAGAGUAAAGUCAAGAUGCUUCGAGAGAAGAGGAGAAGACAAGUGGAGCCUCCCGGCGCACCCGCCCCCCCCCCCGCCCGCCAACCCGCCCCUCCUCGCACCACGUAAUACCAAAGAAGAAGCGACUAUGAGUUUUUUCGUAUUAGUGAAGUGAGAUGCGUCGUGCACGCUCGAUUCGCCUCAAGUUCCUCAUCAAGAGCCACGAGAGUGAGAGAGAGAGAGAGAGAGAGAGAGAGAGAGAGGGAGAGGGGUCAGACCCGUAAAUUCGGGAGGGGAGAGAUCGACGAACGGUCAUCGGGAUGUCGAGGACAGCACCGACGAGACAUCAAGUCGCUUGGCACAUGAGUGAUGACGGCGAAGAUCAGGAGAAGAGAAGAAAGAAAUCGGAAGAGGAGAAAGAGAGAGAGAGAGAGAGAGAGAGAGCGAGAGAGUGUCCGCGAGAGCGUUGUAUCGGAUCGAUAAAUGCGACCGAUACCGGACACUGUAUCCUUUUUUAUGCUAAGUCUCUGAGAAACGUUGCUGAUGAAACCGUUUCGAAGACGCGGCAAGAGAGAACGACUGUCGGUCGUGUCGAAGAAUAGCGAGCGAGAGAAUGAGAGAGAAUGGGAGAAAGCGCGAACGAAGGAAAAGGUAUGCGAGAGAAAAAAAAAAGAGACAAACCGGGGUUAACGAGUCGAUUGAGAAAAUUUUUACUUUAUCAGGAAUGUAAUAGUGUGUGAGUGUGCGUGUGUUGAUUAAUAACUAUUAAUUAAUAAGUAAUUGAUUGCUAAUUAGGAAUUAAACAAGACAAGAUGAAAGACGGACAAAUUUAGGCUUAGCGACGAUCGAAUUUUCAUGGGGGAUAGGGCGAAGGGGAAGAAGGGAGCUUAGAAAGGAGAGAGCGAGAAAACGUCGACACGUAACGUCACUCGCGCUGCCGCUCACUCUCGACGCUCAUCUCGCGGGUACCUCGUCUCUGACGAAGUUCGGUAUUCCCGUCGAAAUUCGGUAGAAUGCCUCGCGCGAGAACAUGUACCGAUGGGUCUGCGAGUUCUGUAUUCUUUGCGAAUCAAUCGAUCAUUCUGUCGAAGAAACGGCGUGCACGGUCGGACCGAUUCGUCCGGUCGUGAGAAAAAGGGAGAGAGACAGAGAGAGAGAGAGAGAGUGAGAGAGAGAGAGAGAGAGAGAGAGAGAGAGAGAGAGAGAGAGAGAAGAGCGCGAGCGAUUUCGAUCACGCGUCUCGAGUAUCGAGCGCGAGGUAUACGAAAAAAAAGGUGGAGAUAUCAGAUUUCAAGUAAAAAGUAAACCGCCCUCCCCCGCAGUGGAGUUGUUAAGUGUGACCAACAAAAUUUAACAAACACCUGUCGGAUUAACACAGACGGUCUUGCGUCGUCAGGCUCGAUAGAUCGAUUUGUCGCAAUUGUUGAACGAGAAGACGCGUCGCGAUCAAUGGAGACGAAUCUCCCAUGAUUUCCGUUCGACAGAGAUGCAAGUGCUCGAGUUUCGGAUUCGAUCGUCUUGAAACUUUUUUGAGACCAGCUUCUCCACUUCGAUCACCAACGCAUUUGCCAUUCGAGAUCGGAACCUAUCAAGUUUGCCGACACAAAACCGAGACCGCUCCAUCGGUACGUAGGGGUUUGAGCAUACCGCGAUGCUCCUACGCCUGGGGACACGACGGGUCCACUCUCGGGCCCGCCGGCUAACACGGCAUUCAACGUGUGUUUAGUACAAAAAGAAACGCAGAUAAGGGCAAAACGACUAUUAAGAGGAACAGGAAGUAAAAGAAAAAAAAAGGUAUAAUAUUGUCUUUAAUUAUUUUUCUUUUUUUUUUUUAUUUCUUUCGGGGAAGGCUGAGAACGCGGAGUUUCUGGAACGUAUCUCGCGGUUGUGCGUACAAUUGAUAAGAUCCAGACUCUCUUCGCAGCGGGAAGCGGAGAUCGCGGCCGUACGUAACCGACUCGUCGUAGUCGCGGUGGUUAAUUGCGAACACGUUCAAUGAACGACUGCUCGCGUCAACGUCGGUCGAAUCUUGAAUCUCGUCACCGAUCUCAGACCUGCGACUGUGAGAACGAGACUCGCAGGAUCCGGGGCCGUGUGCACGAGAGACCUGAAACGACGAUGAUGAGACGGAUAUCGGCUUGAAUGACACGUAUUUACUCGCCGUACUCACGACGGGGCUUUACACGUGGGGCUUUUCCCUUCCCCCGCUAUGUCGCGCGAGGACGAGAUGUCGGGAAGAAACGUGUGCAAACCAAGCACAUUGAGUAGAGUACGACAAAGAUUCGAAGGAGACGGAUGAUGCAAGACGAAAAGAAAAAAUGAGUCUUUGUAACGAGAAGAAGAAAAUGAGUCUAGAUUUAUUUUUGAUAGAUUGUUAGGAAAACUCCGACCGAAUUUUUCUUUUCCAAUGUCUUUUUGUUAGAUGUUUUUUAAUAACUUAAUGAAUUUUAACAAUAUUAAGAGCGUGAGAAGAGAAAUUGAGAGGAAAAGUGUGAGAGAGGUAGGCGAGAAACAUUUCUUCUUAAUGUAACAUAAAAGAAGAGAGAAGAGGAGGAGGAGAAGGAGGAAGAGGAGGAGGAGGAGGAGGAGGAGGAGGAGGUGGUGAGGCGCGGAGGCAAAGUGGAGUGUUUUUCGCAGGAGAAAAGAUAAGUUAACGUUAUAGAAAGUAAAGGAAAGGUAAAGAGAAGGGCAGGAGAGAGAGAGAGAGAGAGAGAGAGAGAGAGAGAGAGAGAGACGGAAGAAAAUGGAGAAAGGAUUAGAGAUUAAUCGAGGGACUAAUCAGGGCGCGACGCGCAGCUUUUUUCGCUGCGCUCACUCGCUUUUUGGGAUCGUGACGAAAAGGAGAUUUUUUAGCGGGGUUAAAUUUGUAUAAUAUAUUUAGUAAUAUAUUUUUUUCGAAGAUACGACGGUCGCGGCUCCGCUCGGCGAGGUCGUCGACGUCGCCUGGUACGGGAACCUCGUAGUUUUAUGCGAGGAACCCCACACCUAUCGUGUGUUACCUUUUACCUCGCCCGCGGUCUCGCGCCCGACACGCGAUUAUUUAUGAAGCGUAAAUAUUUAAACGACGAGGGAGAUAAGAAGUGAUAGUGAGAGAGAAAGAGAUUUGUAUUAAAGCUUGCAAAGAAAAAAAAUGAUAAAAUGAGAAAUUGCGGAACGGAAGGAAGUGCCAAGAGAAACGCACGUUCGCACAGUACAUGAAUAUGAAGUAAUAUGAGAAACCGACAUAAAAUAGCACAAUGUAACAAUAGAUUGCAGAACAAACAGCAAAAUGGAAACAGGAAAGAGAGAGAGAGAGAGAGAGAGAGAGAGAGAGAGAGAGAAAGAGAGAGAGAGAGGGGGGGAAAGUAAAAAAGAGUCAAAAAAGGAAAAAUGAAAAGGAAAAAUCGGGGAAACUCUCGUUUAUUCUCGUAGUCGAAAGAAUAAUUUACGCUACUUCUCAACAUCGCUUUACAAUUUCCUUUUGGUCCAUACAUAAAAAUUUCAAGUCGUUGAAGAAAGAAUUGCCCGCACAUAGAUUCGUUGUCGCCGGGGAGAGAUCCGCGAGGUAUUGCAGAAACAGACACCCCAGCGGACCUCAUCGAGCCGGCCUUCGACGCGGGCAACAUUGCCUUCACCAGCUCCUUUUUCGGGAUGUCGGUAAAUUGUACGAUCGAAAUAUUCGCUCUGGGGAGAAAAGAAGCGCGUUCGAUACAUUUCCGAGAUUUAUUUCUUUUCGCGAACAUUACGGUGAUCGGUUUUUCUUUUGCAUUGACGUGUUUAUUACCGUAAUAUAAUCGACGUCUAACACCAAUUCGGUCAAGCCGAUUCGAUAUUUUGUAUUUAAAGAAGGAGAACAAAGCGGGCACAGAAAAAUAAGCUGAGAUGCGAUCGUUUGAGGGCGCGAACGGGAAUUUUAUAGUUUCCUUGCGUUUUAUACCACACAGCGAAAAUUAUGUAGCGUUCUGUAACUGUAGCGAAUCUAAAUAACUUGGGAAUCUCGCGUAAACAUAUGUAACGCGUCUUCUUCUUCUUCCCACGGACAAACAACAAUCUGCUCCCGCACGCGAAGAAAUCGUACCUUUCAUUGGUUCAUCGAGACUUGGACACGUUUCGUUCGUGGGAACUUUUUUUCGACGGAUUUCAGGUCAGACGAGACAAGUAUCGGGACACAUUCGAAUCAAAAAAUGAAGUAACCGAAUUGGAGGAGAAAUUUACUAAUGAGAACUGUUUUUCAAUUGAGAGAGAGAGAGAGAGAGAGAGAGAGAGAGAGAGAGAGAGAGAGAGAGAGAGAGCGAGAGAGAGAGAGAGAGAGAGAGAGAGAGAGAGAAUAGAGAUUGUGAGACAACAGGUACGCAGGUACAAAGAAAGAGGCAGCCUCAUUAGUUGGGAAACGAAGAAAGAGAAACGUUGUUCGGCCGAUUCCUCAGCAUUUGAAAAGCAUUAAGAAAGAAACAAAAGUAAACAAAAAAUAUAAAAAAAACAAAUGGAGAGAGAAAGUGAGAGACAAACCGCUCGCACGCUCGAGAGAAGAAGAAAAUGUACAAAUCAAACAAAAAUAACAAAAAUGAAAACGCGAUGAUCGAGUAGAUAAAAAAUUAUUAAUAUUAAUAAUUAUAACUGAAAAGUGAAAAAGAUUUUUAACGUUAUAAAUUAUUGCGCGGGCUCGCGAAAGAAAAACGCGAAUUAGAAGCGAGAAGUAACUUAAUCUACUGGUAGAAAUACCGAAAAACAAAUGUACAAAAUCAAGUUAUCGCUAAAUGUUAGUAUUCUAGAGUAUUUUACCGUCGAAGAAAGCCGCGUUUUACCGAUCUAGGACAUAAAGAGACGAGGAUUAUACUAAGCGUGCAGCUUAAGCUAAAAUUGUACAUCCCGGCAGAUUAAGAGAGUCCGAGCAGAAAUGAAAGCGAGAAAGAAAAGAAAUUACACAAAAAAGGAAAAUCGCAGAAAUUGAAUGCCGUUCCGUCGGAAAAGGAGACGGGAAUAUAUAUAUAUAUAUCACAUCCUAAUUAAUCGGAAGCACAUGUGCAAAUUUCAACGAGAAUUAAGAAAUCAAUGCCGAAAGAAGCAAGAAAGAAUUGCCAAAAGGGAAAAUAAAGAAAGGAAGGGAGGAAAACAUUUCAUCUAGUUCAAACAAACCUCCCAAAACAAUGAAGUACUUUAUGUUUCUUCUUUACACGAAUGUCCGACAUCGUCGAUGUUCCUCCACACGACUCUCACACGCGAUAAUCAUCAUCGAAAACAUUCUCUACCUUCGCCACGUUCUUCGUACCCAACUCGCCAUUCUAUUCUAUUGAGAAAGCACUGAGUAGAAUCGCCAUCCGAUCCGACAGAUCCGACAGAUCACUAUUAGAUCAGUAUCAACGCAACAUCUCGCAACAUCAGCGCGGUUGACGCUCAGUUGUGAUCGAGUCAACCCAGCAGGAAAAGUCAGUUUUAAGCAAAUAUGCACCGCGCAACCAGACGUAAGCACGAGCAGACUGAAACAAUACACACACGUACGCGAAUGUGUAUAAAUGGGAUCCGCGUCGACGAUGGACUAUGGAUAACACACAGCUCCACGCAGCGUAUCGUUACUAGUGUGAAGUCACAAGAAGUAGAAGAAGAAAAAGUGGAAGAUGAGGAGGGAGUAUGUAUACAAAACCCGAGUCUCUCAAACAGGUACAAAAGAGACAAAAUAAGAAAAGAAAAGUUAAAACGGCAAGACAAAGAAAAAUAAAUAAAAGGAGCGUCUAUCGCGUAACAACUAUGCGAUUCGCACAGCAUAUCGGAUUCUACACGAAGGGAAAUAAAUCAGAGGAAAAAGAAGGAAAGAUGCGUGCGUGUGUGUGUGUGUGUGUGCGCGCGCGCACGCGCACACACAAAUCAACACACAUGCACAUACGCACACACACACACACACACACACACAGAGAGAGAGAGGGAGAGAGAGAGAGAGAGAGAGAGAGAGUCGAGCGUUCUAUGGUCGCUUGAGCAGGAUAUCUCGUUCUCAUUGAUCGACGCAAAUUAGGACCAGUCGUAACACGAUGCUAAGCGCAGACGCCCACCGGACGUCCAAAGCAAACGGAAAAAAGAAAACUACACAGACACAGAGUUCCUUCGCAACAUGCUAGAAUUUUCUCCACGUUUCGACGGCGGCGGCAACGAAGAGCGAAAGUUGCGCGCGCGAGGUCAACGAUGCGGACAAGGUUGUGCAACGUUGUGCGUCGAGAAGACGUACGAAUUGCGAUUGACGAUCAGAGCAUGUUCCUUCUUGGGGAAGAGAUCCUCGUCCGCGGGAGAAACGGAGAAUUGUCGAUUUGCUUGCGAUCGCUCACCCCGAGAUUUCGCGCGCGCGCGCGCGCGAUAGAAACACGCUGUAUACAAAGUAGCGCGCACAGUAGUUACAUCUUCCACGUACUAGAAACAGAAAGUGGGGAGAGAAACUGAGAGAAACCAGCGCUUCUCGACCAAUUAUCACACGCAUUAUUUACCGCUAUUGAGCGCAAGAUAUACCGAUAUAUAUAUAUAAGAGAAAAAAAAAA